AUGUCAGCGGACGACCAGCAGUUUUUGGACGUUCUGUCCUCGCUGCCCAACAAGAUCCGGGGCUACUCCGACGACCUCGCCAACCUCAUCAACCCUACCGUCGAUAAGGCUGCACAGGCCGUACGAGAGACGCUCUCCUCCUCAGAAUGGCUGCCCGACUCGGUGCGGCCGAAGCCCCCCGUCCGCCAUAUUCCUAUUGAGGUGAUAGCUAUGAGCCGGUACGAGAGGUUGCACGGUUGGGUAAAGGAACACAAGCUGCUCACCGGUGCCAUCGUCGCCGUCGUGGGAGUCGUGGCAUACCGAUCAUACAGGAGUAGCAGGUUCUGCAAGAAGACGCGCCGGGCGAAACGGGCUAGGAACGGCGGCCGUCUCGAGGUUGUCGUUAUCGCUGGUUCACCGACACUACCUUUGACAAGGUCGCUAUCACUCGAUUUCGAGAGGAGAGGAUUCAUUGUUUACAUUGUCUGCAACGCCGAGGAGGAUGAGAGCAUGGUGCACAGCUUGGCAAGGCCCGACAUUCUGCCUUUGACCAUUGACACAACGGAUCCUCCCAGAGCUGGCGCUGCCAUCGACAGCUUCGCGCAGUACCUUCAAUCACCACACGCCCCGGUACCGCGGACGAGGCCCAACCAUCUCCAGCUCAAGUCCGUCAUCCUCAUCCCGUCGCUCAACUACCAAACGUCACCCAUCGCCACUAUCCCGCCCUCCAGCUUUGCAGACCUCUUCAACACCCACCUGCUCCACCCCAUCCUGACCAUCCAAGCCUUCCUGCCGCUCUUGACGACUCGCCUAAGCCCGCCUGGAGAGAAGUGGACGCCGCCAAAGGUUCUCGUCUUCACGCCGUCCAUCAUCUCCUCCGUCAACCCCCCCUUCCACGCCCCCGAGGCAACCGUCUCCUCCGCCCUAUCAGCUUUCACCGAGGUCUUGACGGCAGAGCUGCGACCCCUCGGCAUCCCCGUGACCCACAUGCAACUGGGCACCUUCGACUUCACCGGCUUCCAACCCGCCAAGCACACCCACCCUUCCCAGAGAGGUCUCCUCGAAGGCGGACCCGGCAUCGACGCCGACGCCACAGAGACCCUCAUGUGGCCCGAGAACGCCCGCCACGCCUACGGACGCAACUUUGUCAUGCAGAGCACCUCCGCCAUCUCGGCCGGCCGCAUCCGCGGUCUGAAGGGCAGCUCCCUCCGCCACCUCCACAACGCAGUCUUUGACGUCAUUGACGGGUCCAUCACCAGCGGCACCGUCCGCGUCGGUCUCGGCGCCAGCGUCUACGGCUUCGUCGGCCGCUGGGUGCCUCGCGGUCUCGUCUCGUGGAUGAUGGGCAUCCGCCGCGUGGACGAGCUGUCGGCGUGGCAGACCAGCUCUUAUGAUGGGUCGCUCGACGGUAGUGACAACGACGAGGGCCAGGAUUUUGUCGCUGUGCCUGAUGAGAAGUUGGAUAGCAACGUGUGGAAGUCGUCUUAG
This is a messenger RNA of Colletotrichum tamarilloi, 1467 nucleotides long. RefSeq lists its product as uncharacterized. The coding region runs from base 1 to 1467 and encodes 488 amino acids. The record is from RefSeq and is a predicted model, not a curated record. NCBI's taxonomy places the organism in Eukaryota, Fungi, Ascomycota, Sordariomycetes, Glomerellales, Glomerellaceae. The transcript has 3 exons.